AUGCGAACCACUAUUGUCUUCGCUAAAGUUGUUACCGAUGUUAUUCUAGUGUAUUUUACAUUUUUGACAUAUCGAAGGGUGCAGCGGAUUGAUGUGACGAAGCAGAAAAAUGAGCGGAAGAUGAUUUGGCUGUUGGUACUGCAUUUUCCGGUGCAGAUUUUGUCGUAUACCUAUCAAUUGUAUACGACGUUUAUGCCAAGUACAGCAGCUGUUGUUGAUUUGGUGCGUUUUUUUGUAUUGUUGUUAUUUGACAUGCGAUUUAUGUUUUGGAAAAAGUCAGAAUAAUAAUUCUAGGUUUACGAAACCUUGGUUGAUUGAUCUGUGGGUAUAUUAAUACUUUUUUUAUCACAAAACAAGAUUUGAAGUUUAAGUUUUUGAAAGUUUAAGGUUAAACCUUCCAAAUCUUAGUUUAAUACAAAGUAUUAUUAUUCCUCGACCCAUAGAUCAAACAACCAAGGAUUCGUAAACCUAGAAUUAAUGUUCUGACUUGCAAGUAUACAUAAUUAAGAUUCUGAUUAUCGAAACUAGUUAUGACGUGGCAAACUCCCGUAUUCAUAACAGUGGUAUACCAGAACGUAAUGAGAAAAAAUUCGGGCGUACCAAAAUUUUUUUUGUUCAGCAAUUUUUGGUACGCCCAAAUACAAAAAAUCAAUAAUUUUGACUUUUUCCCAGUGUUCCCUUUCAGUUUUCACCCAAAUUUUCCAGCUCGACGAGCUCAGUGUACUCGAAUAUAUCAGUGAUGGUUUCUUCAUUGUCUACAUUAAUCCAAGUAUUCGUGUCAAGUUGCUCAAACUCAUGCCAUUUUGCGGAGAGAAGACGAAAACAAUCGCGCGGAAGGACAUUACUACCACUUUUUGAUUUAAUUUGAUUCAAUUUAUAAAAAAAUAGGAAAUAAAUUUGUUUUUUCUCUUGCUCUCAAUGUUUUUUUUCGCACACCUGCGACUUCCGUUGAUCUACUUAAAAAAUCUCCGAUUUUUUUGAAGAUCUGCGUCACGUGCUCGGCUCGAGUCAGAGAUGUGAUUGGAUAUUGCAUGUUGCAGUAUUUUUUGGAGUUUGGCCCGGAAUCUCUGCAAGGCUCUGUUGAGGAUUAUAACCUUCACUUGGCUGAAAAUGACGGGGAAGUUGAGUACGAUCUUCCACCAUUGGAUAGAGCUAAACUAAUCGGACAACUCGGAUUCGAUUGUCUAGGCCUAGUUGGAGCCGAGAGGAAGUCUGGGGGCAAGAAGAAGUCAAGCUCUGUGAUAGCAUAUUUCGUGGAUAAGGAAAGUUAUGUGAUAGAAGUGGAUAAUAUGGAAAAACCGUUGAGAUGGUUGAGAGAUGAGAUAAUGAAGCGAAGGUUGGAAGAUGUCGAAGAUCCGGAUGAUGGGAUCAUUCGAAUCAAGGAAUAUUACAUGGAGACGGUGGAUAAUUUUGAUGUUAGGCUGGAUCUGGAGAUGACGAUAGCGUCGGCGAGGAGUCUGGAAUUUGUGAUGGUUCGCGAGAAAUCGGCAAGGGCCGGUUUUCAUCCGAGAGGUGCGCGAUAUGGACGACAGAUGAGUGCGAUGUUGACACUGAAAAUGCCGAAUAGUCCCAUUCCGGCGGGACCAUCUACACCACUUCCGAAAGUUGUGGAGGAACAUGAGGGUGUGGGCGAGGGGCCGAUGAGACCGAUGUGUGAGUUUGCCACGUCAUAGCUUUGGGGGGGGGGAUUUUCGAUUUUUUUCAUGGAAAAAGCCCUAAAAACCUUUUUGGUCUUGAUUUUCGAAUUUUUGAAUUGGAAACCGCUUUGUCAUUAGAGCGCACUUUGACAUUCUCAUCGAAUUUUCAAAAAAAAAAAUUGAAUUUUUGAGUUUGAAGCGGGAGCGCAUUUAACAUUUUCAUUGCAUUUUUUGAAAAUUUCGAAUUUCCACGCAUACAACCGGUUUAUCAAUAGAGCGCACUUGAAAUCUUCAGACAAAAACAAGAAUUUUUUUAAAAAAAUGCAUAUUUUUAAGUAUAAAAACGAAUUUCUCUAUGGAGCGAACUUUCACAUUUUCGAAAAAUUCAAAUUCUCAAUCAAAAAACCGAUUUGUCAAUGGAGCACACUUUGAUUUUCUCACCAGAAAAUCCAACUUUCUGCCACGUCAUAACCAAAUUUCCAGCACUUUCUUCACCAACUGUAACAUGGUGUGAUGGCGGCGGACAAUUGUCCUGUUUUGUUGUCCAAAGAUGUCACAAGUUCAAGCCGAAUUGGAAGGCCAAAUUAUGUAAGCUUAGAAAAUCUGAAGUUUUAAAUUUCAGCUGAAAAUCUGAAAUUUUGCAGACAUUUAUUGGACCCGUCUCGAAAUCGACAAAUUCAGUGUGGAUAAAAACGCAUUUUUACCGCAGGGUUAUCAGAAAAAGACGAGUGUUCCUUGGGAAUAUGUGGGAGGAGUGAAGGUCAAUCAGAAGGAGCCGAAACGUGAGUUUUUGGUGGCCUAGGGGAUUUUCUAGGUCACGAGCAUUUUUGAAAUGAAAUUUGGAGCAUUUUGAGCCCAAACACAGUGUGCUUUGAGCGCUGGUGGCCUAGAAAACCAAAAAAUGGGGAUUUCUAGGCCAUGAGCAUUUUUGAAAUGAAAUUUGAAGCGUUUUGAGACCAAACACGGUGUGUUUUGAGGGUUGGUGGCCUAGAAAACCAAAAAAUGGGGAUUUCUAGGCCACGCGAACUUUCUAAAUGAAAUUUGGAGUGUUUUGAGCCCAAACACGUUGUGUUUCGAGCGCUGAUGGCCUAGAAAACCAAAUUUUGGGAAUUUCUAGGCCACGUGGAUUUUCUAAAUGAAAUUUGGAGUGUUUUGAGCCCAAACACGGUGUGUUUCGAGCGCUGAUGGCCUAGAAAAACAAAUAUAUGAAAUUUCUAGGCCACGUGGAUUUUCUAAAUUGAAUUAGGAGCAUUUUGAGCCCGAACACGAAGGUUUUUGAACCUGUGGCCUAGAAAACAAAAUAUGAAAUUUCUAGGCCACCGUGUAAUUUUCCAUGAAAAAUUCAAAUUUUCAUCUCAUUUUUCCAGCCAAUCGCGCUGCAACGUGGCAAAUCACAAUAUUCUGGCUGCCCGAAUUGCCAGAAGAAACAAUUUCGAAAAUCGUUGGCGACGGCGGUGAAUGGAGCCUUCAACACGUCUCACAAUUGUAUUCAGAAGUCGAAAAAUGGAAAUCGAUUGUGGUGGAAACCGGGAAAAAAAGAGGAUUGUGAACAGAUUGAAAGUCAGAUUAUGUCGAUUUUGAUGGCUAGAGAAGCGGCUAUUUAUAAGGUUGGCUGAAAAUUUGAAUUUUUCACUGUGGAAACCAGUUUCUCACUAGAGCGCACUUUCUAUUUUUUAUCACAAAUUUUUGAAACGUAUUUUUUCAUGUGAAAAUUUUAAAGCAAAAUUCGAGCGCAUUUGCCACGUCAUAACUAAAUAGCCCCACAUUUUCCAGACCUUCAAUCAUUCCGCAUCCGGAACGCGCAACCCAUCCGCAAGCGCCGAAAACGCAAUGAUGGACUGCGCCGACGCGUUGAUCUCAUCGCCAACUUCCGAAAAACCAUCCGAAAAAUCGACGUCCAAGGAAAAAAUGGGAAAAAUUCGGAAAAUGUCCAGGAUUCUGAUGGGAAAACCUGCGGAAUUUUGA
Molecule: messenger RNA, 3602 nt
Organism: Caenorhabditis angaria
Lineage: Eukaryota; Metazoa; Nematoda; Chromadorea; Rhabditida; Rhabditidae
Source: the annotation of a GenBank genome assembly